This is a messenger RNA of Triticum dicoccoides, 2795 nucleotides long. Its product is annotated as peroxidase 42-like. NCBI's taxonomy places the organism in Eukaryota, Viridiplantae, Streptophyta, Magnoliopsida, Poales, Poaceae. Gene Ontology annotation, molecular function: heme binding; peroxidase activity. The transcript has 2 exons. The coding region runs from base 1569 to 2696 and encodes 375 amino acids. Gene Ontology annotation, biological process: hydrogen peroxide catabolic process; response to oxidative stress. The record is from RefSeq and is a predicted model, not a curated record.
AAAAUGUGUUUUCAACUUUGGAAAGUUAAUAGUAAGAUUUAAAACUUAUGUGUAACUUUUUUAAUAAUUAUGUGUAACUAUGUUGACUGACAAAUAGAUUUUUUUUUUCUUAUUUCUCGGUUAACUGAAAGAUAGAUAGUAGACCCUAAUGUUCUACUCCCUCCGUUCCUAAAUAUAGGUCUUUAUAGAGAUUUCAGCAAGUGACUACAUACAGAGCAAAAUUAGUGAAUCUACACUCUAAAAUAUAUCUAUAUACAUCGGUAUGUGGUAAUUCAUUUGAAAACUCUAAAAAGACUUAUAUUUAGGAACGGAGGGGGUAUGUCUUAGGGUAGUCAGUAGUGUUGUAUCUAAAGGGUACUUCAUUUAGUAAAUUUUAGGCUCAAAGCGAGUAUGCCAACAAUAAAUUAAUUAACGUGCCUAGCUGUUGUGUAAGAAUAGUAUGCUAAGGGCACUCCAAUGAGGCCAUGGCAACGUCCCAUAACUUGUGCCAACUUUGCAAAAUCUUACGUGGAUGAGAGAAAUAAGAAAGAAAAGAGAGGUUGUAUGUUAGAUAACCAGCAAUAAUAACAAAUAUAGUUAUAGUUCCCUUGCUCCUCUCAUUGUAGGUGUGGUCUGAAUAGAAAAAAAAUACAACAACAAUUUAUUGACAAACUUGCAUAAAGAUAAUAUGGUGGACACAACAACCUUUUUUUCCGUAAUUAAUGGAGUUCCACAUCAAGAAAAUGGCUAGCUCAACAACCAACCACCUACUAUACCCAUGUAAGUAUGUAAUCUCCAUGGUUCAGUUUUUUUAAUAUAAAGGCAGUGGGAGUUUUCUCUCACUGUCAUUCAAGGUUCAAUAAAAGUGCAAAGUUAGAGCAUUUGGAAGGGCCUUAGAACGCUGGGUUACUUAUCUUAUAGGGAUGAUACAACAGUGCUACUCUGGAAUUUGCUCGUCCUUUCUGCUAUAAACAAUUUGGGAAAACCUGAAGCAGAGUUAGAGCAAAAGAAAUUAUGUCUGAUGAGCAUACACUUGGAUUACAAGAGAACUAGAAUGAGUAUAAUAUCAGAUGAACGAUGUAAUUCUAUCCAAGAUCAAUCUUUGCUGAAUUCGAGGAAAGUCGCAGUGUAUGCAAUUACAACCUCCUUUUUGAGGGUCUUACGCAUGAGGAAUCUUUGAGAUUCCCUAAAGACGUGCCACUAGUGUUGAGAUCGUAGAAAUGAGGGGAUCGCACUAGACCACCAGCACCACCAUGGGCGAAAGUUACCACGCACAUGGGUUGUCGACAAACCACGUGUAGACUUUAGAGAAACCGGGAAUAAUCAAGACUUCUUCCCCUCACAGUCAUGGAAAUACUGCAGGCACACAACCAUUAAUUAAUCAGUAGAAGGUACAUUUUUUGGAUCACCACAUGGUCAUUCUGUAGCUUGCCAGCGACUUGAUCCAAUGCAUGUGCUCUGUAGCUCAGAUCCGCAUCAGCUGCAGCGGUGUGCUCGUCUUAUACAUGACAGCAUCUCGUUGACGCCAGGAAGCCACACUCCCGCAGCUGCAGCGAAUUUACACUGCAGGUCGAGGCUAGCUGAGAUCCAUGGCGUCGAGCAGGGCGAUCUUGGCCGUGGGCCUCCUUGCCGCCGUGCUGUCCCCCGCCUUGUCAAAGCGGUCGUUUAUCUCCAUGCCAGCCGACGUGAGUAGUCCUGUGACCCUGGCCAACGGCCUCUCCUACGGUUACCACGCCAACUCCUGCCCGCAGCUGCAAGACAUUGUGUGGCCGAUCGUGGAGAGCGCGGUCCUGGGUGAGGUGGCCAUCGCCGCCGGCCUCCUCCGUAUCUUCUUCCACGACUGCUUUCCUCAGGGCUGCGACGCGUCCGUCCUUCUGACGGGACCCAACAGCGAGCGGGACCUGCCGCCGAACCAGACGCUGCAGCCGCGUGCGAUGCAGCUCAUCGAGGACGUCCGCGUCAAGGUACACGCCGCCUGUGGCGCCACCGUCUCCUGCGCCGACAUCAUCGCCCUCGCCACCCGCGACGCCGUCUUCGUGGUACGUGCACACGUCGGUCGCUGCAGUUGUACUGUACAACAAAAACAUCUCCCUACCUCACUCGCGAAAGAACCUAUGCAGGCCGGGGAAAGCGAAAUGUUCUACUUCUACGACCUGCCGCUCGGCCGGUUUGACAGCCUCGAGCCGGCUAAUAGCAGCGCCGUCUUCGACCUCCCGCAGUCCACCGCCGACGCCAACACGCUCAUCAACGUCUUCAAGAGCCGCAACCUCGAGCCGAUCGACCUCGUCGCACUCUCUGGCGCGCACACUGUCGGGAAGGCGCAGUGCAGCUCCUUCAACAACCGCUUCUCCGAGGACGCCGACUUCGCCCGGAGGCUCGCCGCCAACUGCUCCAGCGACCCGAACCGGCUGCAGGACCUCGACGUGGAAACCCCCAUCGUGUUGGACAACCAGUACUUCAAAAACCUGAUGGAGGGAAAGGGGGUGUUCACCUCCGACCAAGUGCUCAUCAGCGACGGGCGCACCGACUGGGCGGUCAAAGGCCUCGCCGAGAACAAAUAUUGGUUCUACAGCCAGUUCCGUGACUCCUUGGUGAAGCUGAGUCAGUACCAACCCGGAGGAAACGUGGGCGAGAUCCGCCGCAACAGCUGCUUCACGCCCAACGGACAGAGCAUUCCCGCCACCGCCGGUGACGAGGGGUUCGCAGCCUCUGCUUGAGUUCACCGCUCACUACGGGAUCGUCGUUUAGUUUGCUUGUAGUAAGAGUAUAAGCUCGUGUGUACUCUGCUUCGUUCAAUCCUCUUUCAUGAUGGCUCA